Molecule: messenger RNA, 7002 nt
Organism: Anopheles stephensi (Asian malaria mosquito)
Lineage: Eukaryota; Metazoa; Arthropoda; Insecta; Diptera; Culicidae
Product: biorientation of chromosomes in cell division protein 1-like 1
Exons: 5
Coding region: 837-5399 (1520 amino acids)
Biological process (GO): peptidyl-serine phosphorylation; signal transduction; endocytosis
Cellular component (GO): cytoplasm; nucleus
Molecular function (GO): protein serine/threonine kinase activity; ATP binding
Source: RefSeq, a predicted model, not a curated record
CAAUGGCGACUGCGACGGUGUGCCGUGCUGUGCGCUUGCUACAGAGGGCUGUAAUAUAGGCAAUGACUGAACAUACGAGAAGGAAACUAAAGGCGAGAAUAACAUCAACAACAGGAGCACAGCCAAGGCAGUGUCUCUCUUUCUCGCGAGUCAACGGAAAAGUGGAUCGCUUGCUGUAUGUGUGCUGUGAGCGAUGUCUGGCUAUGCUGCGCGUCCAUCUUUGUAUCUUUAUCCCACUCUCGCAAUGAGUCGAUUUUCGAAAGAACGAAAGAGAACUCAACCCUGUAGCGUUCUCUCUUGCUCCCUAUGCCGCUGUGGGUAGAAAGAGCGGUACAUAUAUGUGUGUGUGUGUGCGCGGUGGAUGCUCUGCAUGAAAGCAAAAGGAAAUUACAAGCCAGACGAAGAAGACGUACGUGCGCUUUCGAUGGCCGCAUACUGUUUUCUCGCCCAAAACGAGAUGAUGAAAUUGGCGAAACAGUUUUGUUUCAGGCAGCUUCGCAAGAAAAAGUAGUGUAAAAGUGCUCCUCAGUUCGUUAAGGUAGGGCAGUGCGUGAAUGUUUUCAACCGAUUUCCAUCUCAUCGAUUUUCAAGAAGAUGAAUAUGAAAGUGUGUGAAAAAUGAGCUAAGAAGAUAAAACAGUGUUGUGUUCGCUCGCCGUACAGCUAAUAACAGUAUUCAAUGGUGUUGUUGUGGCCCGUGUAAACUGAACCAAAACUUCCGUGCGGCAAUCCAGUGGUUGUUGGUGGGGUAGUGUGCGUGCGGUGCCUACCCGGUUGUUGUUGUUGAGGUGAUAAGGAAGAUUUCGGUAUCAUCACAACCAUACACACAGAUACAACAUGGGUAAAAGGAAUGCAGCGGCCGCCAUCGUUGACGCUGACCGGUUGCAGCAGUUCGAGACGCCACCAAAGCGCAUGAAACAUCAGCAUGGUCCGGCAGAUACAACGCCGGCGGUUGAUGCCGAGCCGUCCUCGCCCAACAUCAGUGCGAGUGAGUUCACGCUCAGCAAAGAGUUUGUGGACGGUACGUUGCUGAUGGAUCUGACGCUAAAACAGUGGCGUAUCGGUAAACCUAUUGGGAAAGGAAGCUUCGGUGAAAUAUUUCUUGCAUCGGAUGACAUCAACACACCCGUGACGAGCGAGAAUGCAAAGUAUGUGGUGAAAAUUGAGCCCCACUCUAAUGGGCCACUGUUCGUCGAGAUACACUGUUUGCUCAACACCGCCAAACGAACGGAAACCAGCAUCAUACCACCGGGCAUGCCCGAAUACAUUGCAUCCGGCUCGCAUUUGUUCGAAAACGUACGCUAUCGCUUUCUCAUUCUCAAGCGCUACCAGCGAGAUCUGCACUCGCUAAUUAAGAACAAACGGGUCAACCCGAAAAGCAUUCCUGUGAUCGCCUGCCAAAUACUGGACGUGCUGCAACACCUGCACGACCAGGGCUAUGUGCAUUCGGACAUAAAGGCAGAAAACUUGAUGAUCGGAACGGUGGAGGGACCAGCAGGCCCGGCCAGUACAACCAGCCGUCUGUCCAAUGACCAGAACGGAACGGACGAUCAUCACCACCAUCGUACGAAUGGUGUCGUUACACUGCCAGAAGGAAAGUUGACUAAACGUGGCAAGAAAGCUUCAGCUGAGCUGAUGGUUAACGGAAGUGGCGGUGCAAAUUUGCAGGAAAAUGGGCUCUACUAUCACCAGGAGCAGGAAAUGUGUACCCGUACGCGCAAUCUGCGUCCACUGAAAACGGUCACCUAUCGUGAUCUAAGCGAUGAAGAUGAACGUACCGGUAGCAUCGAUAGCGGGACGGUCACUUCUGCUACAGCCCGAUCGAGGGCCAAUCUGCCAAAAAAACGUGGUCGAAGGCGGAAAGACGAUGCAUCGUUCAGUUGUUCCAUUUCACCGCGGCGUUCAGGAUACGAGGAGCUGAAAGCAGCCACCGAAGAAGCACAUUGGCAGGAACUGAAGCGUGCUUCACUACCAAAGGCACCGAUGGAAGAGCCAACGCCGGCCGAGGAACGGAUACACUUGAUCGAUUUUGGCCUGGCGUCGAAAUUUGUCGAUUCAACCGACCGGCACAGACCGUUCUGUAUGGAUCAGCGUCGAGCGCACGAUGGUACGAUGGAGUUUACCUCGCGGGACGCACACAUGGGAGCGCAUGCCCGGCGCAGCGAUCUGGAGUGUCUGGGGUACAACCUCGUGUACUGGAGCCGUGGCUUUUUGCCCUGGAAGGAUGAAAAGUUGCUGAACCAGCCGGAGCAGGUGCAUCGGAUGAAGGAAUACUUUAUGACAGAUGUGCGGGAGAUGUUGCGCCUGAUCUACGGCGAGGACUGUCCUGCGUAUCUCGGCGAGUUCCUGGCGUACGUUGGAAAGCUGACGUACGACGAGCGACCCGACUAUCAGUACUGUAAGUCGUUGUUUUACAAGGAACUGAAGCGAUUGAGCUGUCCGGUGAGCCGAAGCCAACCGCUGCGAUUGGACGUGAAUGCGAUCGUACAGCUGAGUGAACCGUUGACAGCACAGGACGAGGCAGAAAUAACGAACAAAAUCAACCAUGUCAAGUCGCUCAUGAAGCUGGGCGCACUCAUCCCGUACCGCGAGAGCACGCUGCACAGCAAAGCGUCUUCGCCGAAAAAUCUUCGUUCAAAGCGUAGCGAUGUGAAUGGUAGGAAUUCGCACGCACCAGCAACAACCACCGUCACCUCCUCCGCCACGGCGACCGACGGGACCGUGGCCGCAUCGGUACCGAGCGCCGCUACAACGGUAUGCACGCGCAAGAAAGAGAAACCGUUUUCGUGCGAAGACAUCUUUGCGACCGACGCAGAUCAGAUUGCACGCGAUCGGGCAGAGAAGGAGUUUUUGCGGGCAGAGAAGAUGGAGGAAACCGUUAUUCGCUACUCGGGGAAGCCUACGUACGCGAUACAGGAGCUUCUGGAACGGAAGUCGCGCGGGCACAGCCUGGGCGGUGGUUUAGAGUAUACGGAAAGCGAGGGCUACAUCAAGGGUUACACUAAACCGAUGAUGGAUAUACUGCGCAAACGGCAAUCGCAACUGUUCCGCCAGAUAGAGGAAAUGAACGCACCGUCGGACAAGGGCGGUGAAGUGAGCAAGGCGAAAGGGCUGCAGCAGACUGGCGGUAGCAGGAAGGAGCAGACGUCGAGUGACGGUGAAAAUGCUCCCAUGGAGCAGGAUAGUGAAGCGGCAGUAGAAGAGGACGAGGAACAGGAGGAAGACGAGGAAGAGGAAGCUGAGGAAGAGGAAGAGGAGGAGGAGGAGGAGGAGGAGGAAGAGGAAGUGGAAACAGAAACGGCCCACCCGCAGUGUGAUGAUUUGGAGGAAAACGAUGAUGAAAUUAGUGUGAAACAAUCGAAAUAUGAGCGGGACGCAGACUUUGAACCCGCGUCCGACGAUGAAGAUGAGGAGGAGCUUGCGGGCGAUGAUGAAAAAGACGUGGCUAGUGAAGAGGAGGAAGAAGAGGAAGAUUACGAAGAGGAUGUUGAAGAAGAAGAGGAGGAAGAAGAGGAAGAGGAGGAGGAAGAAGAAGCCACACAGAACGGUUAUGGGUCGCGGGAAUCAGCGGCGUACCGGCGGCGCCGUAAGAAGGAGAGCAAAGGCCGCAGCAAAAAGGAAGAUACGGACAGUGACUUCAUCAACGAUGGUGGCUGUGAGGCGGAAGAGGCUGAAUCCGACCGCAGCUACCUUCCGGACGAGGGCGUGGCCGAGCAGGAUAGUGAUUUUAACGAUCAAGAUAGUACGGCCACCGGGAGCGAUGUGGUCAUCGCACCGAAGCGGAGAAGACGCGGCGAUAAAUCACGGACGCGCAACAGCAGCAGCACUGGUGCAAACAAGUCUCACCGAGAGCGGGGAGUGACGAAAAGGCGGCGACGUAGCGGUAAAAAAGGCAGCGAAAAGUCAGCGAAAGGUGCCCAUGACGAGAACGAGGACGAAGCGAGCGACGAGGAUCAUCAUCGGCGUGCCACGACAAAGCACCAGCAGCAGCGGCGGUCAGGGCAUCGCAAAAAAUCGCGCCAUCAAUCGGUGCUGGAUGACGGUGAUGGGGAUAACGCGCGGGCAGAACCGGACGAUGGUCGGGACACGGUGCGGAAACAGCUGCAGAACCAUCACCACUACAAUAACAACAAUCACUGCAACAGUAAGGCGUACUACGGUGAUGUGGACGAUUCCUCGCAUGAUAUGGCACCGCCACCACCGACCGACGCGCUGUCCGACCGGAAUGCGUCCAUGUAUCGGUACGUGAAGCGGCGCAAGUCGGGGCUGCGGGAACGCAUCCGACCAACGGACCGAGGCACGGACUACGCGGACAAUUUGCAGCGAAAGCGCAAAGCGGCACUGGUGAACAAGCGGCGCCGUGAGACGGCCGCCGCCCUACACGGACAGUUAGAUCCGACGGUCCCCCUGGCCGCGGAGGAUGAUUAUUCGUGCAGCAGUACCGGGAGCUGUAGUAGCGGCAGCAGCAGCAGCAGCAGCAGCAGCAGCAGCAGUAGAAGUACUAUUCAUUCCGCUUCCUCGUUGUGCACCAGCAGCAGAAGCCGAGCACUGUCACACUCUUCCUCGGCCGCGUCACUCGAUUCGGGUUCGGUUGUAGUGUCUUCGAAGGCGCGCCGUGGAAAGAAGCGGAAGCAGGAUGCGGUGGUGCCGUCGCGCGACAGUAGCGGCACCCGGCAGACCUCUGCUCAUCAGCGUCGUACCACCACCGCCACAGCAAGGAAACGUACCACCACUGCCGACACCGAUAUGGCGGGGGGGCACUCGAAUAGCCGCUGGAGUCCUCCGAACUCAACCGCCACGUCGCGCUCCUCGUCCGUCUCCGCGUCCGGGCAUCAUGGCACCGGAAGCGGCACGCAGGAGUAUGGCAUGCAUCUGCCGAAACGGUUAGCAACCUUACCGGAGCAUCACCACCAUCACCAGCAGGAUGAUCAUGAUUUUAUCGACGAAGACGACGGGGAUGAUACGCGCGAUGUAGACUAUUCACCGAUCAGCACGCGAAGGAAACGUAAAGCGGCGGAAGCUGCCAACGGUGUUAGUGCCAUGUCCCGGAAGGCUAACGCGUCGACCGCCGUUCGCAAGCGGAACGAUUCGAAAGGUACAGGUGUGAUUGGUAAAGGUACAGGUUCUAAGGCACCACCACCACCACCACCAUCAGCUGGUGCUGUAGUGAGCGGCGGCGAAAUAAGUCUUCCCCGAGCGGACGGAUCUUCUUCGUCGCUUGCACGAAGAUUGGAGCUCUUGCAACCACCACCACCGGCACCGGUCGCUGCUGCCAUACAACACCAACAGCAACGGAUCCGUCGCCCGCAGCAUCACAUGGCUUACCAGAACUACUACCGGGUGAACGAUCAGCAUCAUCUUCCCUCCACGAUGCUGGUACGAACGUAUAGCCGGGGGUAGUAAGGGCGGCAUUACUACCAUUUAGAAUGUGUGUAGGAACACCACCGUGCAAGCUAAUGGAAUAUGUGUGUACUUCUGUUUCGCGCAAUGUAACGAUAGUUGCAUUAACUUUUAACGUAAUGUGUACAGCUGUAAAUAGUUAGCAAUAAUUAACCUUCUGUCCUAUUAUCGGUAGAACGCUUCUAACAUAAAUUUAUCCGACGCAUUAACCGAGCUAGUAAUGGUGUAAGAAGGUAGCUGCAUACAAAAUGCAGCGGUUUACGACAGAAAAGUUGUGCCGGCGUGUGUGCUCCGCCGCCGUCGCCGUACCUUUAGAGCGUUGUUCCUCUCCGUCGCUAUUUAGGAAUCUGCCAGUUUGAACCCACAAUAGGGGAAUUGUUUUACCUUCGUGUUUGUUUUUGUAGCCUUCCAUUCCUGGCUGAAAGGAAGGAUUUUCUUUAAUUCAUCCAGGGUCAUGGAUUCAGAACCAAUCCAGAUUGCGAUGCUUUGUUUUGUUGAGUUCCGAUCGAGAAAAAAAGCCAUGCCUUACGUGUGUGUAUGCGGUUGAUGACCACAUUUUAUUGUGUUGUUCUGGUUGAAAUGGAUGUUGUUUUGAAUAUCCUUCGCGAAUGCGCAAUUCUUAAGAGGACGGUACACCUUGAGAGAGUGAAGAAAAAAAAAACAUUAAUGAGGAAAUAUUCACUAAAAACGUAAACGCCGUACGCCGCGGCUAGAACCAGUGAUCGAUCAAAUAAUGUCUUGUAUGUGCAGUUAAACAUUCAAUUGAUGUUGUUAGUUAGUUGCGAGUGUGUGUGUGUGUGUGAUUGAUGAACGGAACGCAACACUGCAAACGAUCGUUUGGUGUUCAAUCUCUCCUAAACUGUUCCCAAUGUUCCAUAAUAGAUACACACACACACGCACACUCAAAAUAGAGUGUAAAACGCCAAAAUCGAUUAAUAAUCCUAGCAUCGGUUGGCGGCCGCUCAGUAGUGCGUGCAGCAGUAGUAGUGCAUAAUAUAAUAUAAAGUUUAUCGUUAAUUACAAUAUCGUUACACUCGAACAAGAAAAGGCUGAACACUAUUACCGGUGGGUGGGGGUGGCACAGUGUUUGCAUUGGCCAUCUAGAAAAAAAAAAUACCGUAUGCAAUUGUCGUACACGCGCAGGAGAUAAAACCAGAGAUCAAUAGAUAAAAAUAAUCAAUCAACUCUCAAACCAGCGACGGAUACGCGAAAAGAAACAUUCAGAAAGUAUUCACCCAUUUGCGAUAAAAUGUUUUCCCCUAGUAUGAACUCAAAUAUUCUUGCGCGUAAUAGGCGCGUGUAUGGGUUUUGGAGUGGAAUAGUUGCGAGCAACAGUGGCUAAUAAUAAUGAUAGUGUUCUUUCUCACAGAACGCUAUUCAGGUGUGAAAAUAUAAUAAUUAUUAUGUAUGCAUAGUAUGAUAAAAGUAGCAAGGAAAAGAAAAAAAGCAAAAAAGCAACUUUAAAUAAACACGCAGCAAAUUUGGCGGUAAACAAUACUAUACUUUAUCGAUACAGCAAACAAAAACCACUUCUAUUUCGUAGCACCCUAGCAUAUUGCGCGAAUGUUUUACGAUAUGGGUAAAUAAAAAUUACACUGGAAAU